GCCUGUAAUCUCUCUCACUCUCUCCUCUCCUCACUACCAAGGAGCUUUGGAGAGGCUCUUAAGAACAAAGCUAUAUAUAAACAUUGGAGGAGUCUGAAAAUUAAGUGAACUUGCACAAGGAUUUAUUGUGUCAAUAAUCUGAAAGGAAAACUAGCUUCGUUCUUGACCACCGAGCCAAGUGACAGUUUGAAGAAACUUUCUCCAGUCCAGCAAAAGUUGAUCUCCAAAGUCUCUCGAGUCCCAGCCACAGCAACCAGAAUGGAGCUUCAGAAGAUGAACGGACACAGCAGGGAAGACGGGUUCGAUGGGCUGGAUGCCCUGGCCGAACAUGAGGAGUUUCUUCCACAUAAAACCGGUGUCAAGAAAGCAACCCACUUCACAGAUUUUGAGGGGAAGACUUCAUUUGGCAUGUCCAUCUUUAACCUCAGUAAUGCCAUAAUGGGCAGUGGAAUUCUGGGAUUGGCUUUUGCGAUGUCCAACACCGGAAUCAUUCUUUUUCUAAUCCUGCUGGUGUCCAUUGCCAUUCUGUCAGCAUAUUCAAUUCACCUCCUGCUGAAGAGUGCUGGAGUUGUUGGCAUCCGGGCGUAUGAGCAGCUUGGAAAUCGGGCUUUUGGUGCUCCAGGAAAAAUGCUGGCUGCAUGCAUCAUUACAAUACACAACAUAGGAGCAAUGUCCAGCUACCUCUUCAUUGUCAAGUCUGAGCUCCCACUGGUUAUUCAAGCUUUCCUGGGUAAACACGAAAUCACAGGAGAGUGGUACUUGAAUGGAAACUACUUGAUCAUCAUCGUUAGUGCUUGCAUCAUCCUUCCUCUAGCACUCAUGAAACAACUUGGUUACUUGGGCUACACAAGUGGGUUCUCCCUCUCCUGCAUGGUGUUCUUCCUAAUUUCGGUUAUCUACAAGAAAUUCAACAUCCCGUGUCCACUGGAUGACGAACAUCACAACACAACUCCUAUUGCUGAUGACCACGCUCUCAUUAACGGAACAGACGAUUUCUGUGAGGCCAAACUAUUCACCGUCAACUCACAGACAGCGUACACCAUUCCAAUUCUGGCCUUCGCUUUCGUCUGCCACCCAGAGGUGCUACCAAUCUACACUGAGCUACGAGAUGCCACCAAGAAACGUAUGCAGAAAGUCGCCAACACCUCCAUCCUGGCCAUGUUCGUCAUGUACCUGCUAACAGCUCUGUUUGGUUACCUCACCUUUUAUGGUGCUGUGGAGUCGGAACUGUUACACACCUACAGUAAAGUGGACACGCUGGAUGUCCUGAUUCUCUGUGUGCGUCUGGCUGUGCUGGUGGCCGUCACUCUGACCGUCCCCGUCGUUCUUUUCCCGAUCCGCAGAGCAGUGCUCCAGAUCCUGUUCCCUGAGAAGCCGUUCAACUGGGCCAUACACAUCACAAUUGCAUUUUGUCUCAUCUUUGUGGUCAACAUCCUGGUUAUCUUUGUGCCCUCCAUUCGCGACAUCUUUGGCCUCAUCGGAGCCACAUCUGCCCCCAGCCUCAUCUUCAUCCUACCAGGAAUCUUCUAUGUCCGGAUCGUUCCUGAUGACGAGGAGCCUUUUCUGUCAAGACCCAAGAUUCAGGCCGCAUGCUUUGCCGCACUGGGAUUCAUCUUCAUGGUCAUGAGUUUGUCGUUUAUCAUCAUUGACUGGACGACUGGGGAGUCUAGAAGCGGAGGCGGGCAUUAGCCGUCGUGACUGAACAGAGAUACUACAAAAAAAAAAAUGCCAACCAAAGCUCUCCCUGUCAUUAUAAAUUGCCCCUCAUCUACAGAGUUCUCAACCAAAGCCAAACAGGAAAGUUUGGCUGCACAAGACGAAGGAUAUGUGAAGAACCUUCACUUGAACCAAAAAAAGAAAAAGAAUGCAUUUUGACAUGUGAUGGGGCCGGUGAAAGGCCCAGUAACAGAGGGGAUGCAUGAGAAUACAAAGCAAUGUGUUCUGACUGAAUAAAACCUAUGUCACGCCUCGCAGUAAGGGUGUUGUUCGAAGGCACGUGUAAAGACAGAAAAGGGAUGAAUGGGAACAGCAUGACUCAAAUGGAAAUCCCAUUUUAGAGUAUGGAUGUGUACAGUUCUGUGGAAUAGCUCAGUCACUGCCAAAAUCCUCCCAGUCUACUUCCCUACCAUUUCAGAUUUUACAGGACAGAAAUAUGUCAUAAGACAAUCAGUUUACCAGGAGUUUUUUUUUUAUUAAUACAAAAAAAAGCAUUUCAGCUUAUUCAACCAUCAGGUCUUUAGAUUAUAAAUUCAGGACUGUAAAAUUUGCUGGUGUAGUGUUGUCUAAGGCCCUGUCUACAUGUAUACAGAUAAUUUUGUAAAUGGAUAUUUUCUUUUACGAUUUGGCCUCUCGUCCACAAGCAAACAGAGUUUUAGGUCAUUUUUAAAAAUGCUUUCUAAAGUGCUGAUUUUUUGAAACUGCGGUUCCAUGUGUUGGCAUGUAAAACAGAGCAUUCAAUAACAUAAUGCUCUCAAAUUAUGCAUUCCUGUUGUUGCUUUGUGUAAUGAGCAUAUGCUAGAAAGAACAGCUACGGCCAAUGACCGGUUUGCUAAUGUUUUGUUAGCACUGCUUGGUCUAAUGACUACUUUACACUUAAACCUAGUAUUGCUACGCCACUUCUCGGACAAACAGACCUAACAUUUUUGCUCCACCUCAGUGUCCACCUUUGAAGUACGCUAAAGCUAAAGGUUUUUGAUCGAGCUGGUCAAACCAGCAGAUGUUGGAUUGUAAAGGAUUGGAAGGAAAACUUUUUCAUGUUGAGAGCGGUACUCGUAUCUUUGAGUUAGCUCCACCGUCCUUAAACUGAACGAGAAUAAAAGUUGAUGAGAUCUCCAGUUGGUGUUUUGAAAAAGCUAACGUUAGCCUGUACACCUUACUACCAUCAUGGCGAGGUAGCCGGCAAGUAUUUGGAGUCGUUUUGAAUGAUAACCCCUUGUGGCAGAGACUCGAGUAGAGGACCCAUAACUGAGCCUUGUGGCACUCCACAUGCAAUGUUUAUUCUUUUUAAUCAGGGAUUUCAUUUUAGACAAAAAGAAAUAUUUAACAGGUUAAUAGGCCUGAGACCAAUUUAUGGUGUUGGACAUUUUAUUCUCCUUCUUAAAUACGUCAUAACAAUGUUUUUAGGCCGAUCUUGAAUUUACGAACUGCACAUCACAAGGCCAAAAUACUCUCUUAUGCAUUCUAGUGUGUACAGAGAUUUUUAAAAACUCAGGGCCAAAAUUAAAAAAAUAUCUGUAUAGGUGUGGACAUGGCCUAGUCUCCACAAACUUGACAGAUUCAGCUAAAAAUGACCGGUCUGCAGUUUCACACUAACCAUUUUAGUCUACCAAAAUACAACAGCUUCUACAUGGCGUUAAAGAAAUGUUCUUUAUGUAAUAUAUGUGUUUAUCUAUUCUGACACUCAGCAUGUCUGUUGUAAAUACGAUCACCUUCAAACCUCAGCCUGAAGUGAUCUUGUAUUAAAGAAUCCAACAGACACAGUGUUUGUGGUGUUCGGCUGCUAUCUAUGAAGGUCAAACAGACAGUUACUGACGCUCGCGUGUAAAUCGACAGACACAGAGAGGUGGUUUGUACAAUUUUUAAAGUUUUUAUGUAUUAUUGAAAAAAUCCCUCAUUGAAAACCAAAGAAUAGAAUAUAGUGUUACAGUAACAUAUGAUGUAACACACUAUUUUUUUUUUUACAAUAUUCGGCAAAGGCCAAUAAAAAUUCAGUGUUAAAAAUGCUGUGUCUGUUUUAGCAGUCCCAGAAA
Messenger RNA from Epinephelus moara (kelp grouper), 3749 nucleotides. RefSeq names its product sodium-coupled neutral amino acid transporter 3-like. Gene Ontology annotation, molecular function: glycine transmembrane transporter activity; L-glutamine transmembrane transporter activity. The record is from RefSeq and is a predicted model, not a curated record. The transcript has 16 exons. NCBI's taxonomy places the organism in Eukaryota, Metazoa, Chordata, Actinopteri, Perciformes, Serranidae. Gene Ontology annotation, biological process: glycine transport; serine transport; L-histidine transmembrane transport. Bases 259 to 1689 code for a protein of 476 amino acids.